Messenger RNA from Cotesia glomerata, 1054 nucleotides. RefSeq lists its product as uncharacterized. The record is from RefSeq and is a predicted model, not a curated record. NCBI's taxonomy places the organism in Eukaryota, Metazoa, Arthropoda, Insecta, Hymenoptera, Braconidae. The transcript is spliced from 7 exons. The coding region runs from base 117 to 1028 and encodes 303 amino acids.
UGACUUAAUCAAGACGCAAUUCUGCAAAGCACAUUCAGAAAUCAGAACCCGUAACGGUGCGACGCGAUUAUUCUUACAGUGAUUACUGCGUACUAUAUAUAUAUUUACCGGCAAUCAUGGCUAUUUCAUUGAGUACAGAAGACAAAUUGGAGUACAAAUUCUACCCAAUUUCUUCCCAGCAACUGCAAUUUCGCAUAAAAGCGCCUAACGAUGCCCACGUCGCUUUGACGGCUGGACCUUUUGAAGGAGAGCCUAUGUUUGAGAUUUUCAUCGGAGGCUGGAGCAACAGCAAGUCGGUUAUAAGGAAAAACCGCUCUAAGCCCGACGUUACCGAAGCUGAAACUCCUGCAAUUUUGGACGCUAAUGAAUUCCGUGGAUUUUGGAUCAGAUGGAACAACGGAGCCCUGAGUGUUGGAAAGGAAGGUGAACAUUCCCCUUUCAUGACCUGUAAUGACCAUGAGAUCGCUAUGAUUAAUCACUUCGGUGUUUGCACCGGAUGGGGAGCAAGUGGCGAUUGGUUAAUUGAAGCGAGGUGUAUCGGCGGUUAUGGGUCUCCAAACGCGAACGUGUCGCCUUCAGCACCUGCAGAAUUGGUAGCAGCUGGAAGUAUUUGCUGGUGCGAUGCCGCAGGAGGUUCAAUGCCGCCUGGCGCUGUCGAGGGUGGCCACGAUGGAGAGCCGCUGUUUGUUGGUCGUGCCAAUCAUGAAGGCGCGAUGAUUCCUGGGAAAGUUAAACCCAGCCAUGGGGUUUGUUAUGUUGCUUGGGGAGGUGAAGAACAUGGAAAAUCUGAUUAUCAGGUUUUGUGUGGAUGCAAGCCUCAAUGGGUAGCAACAAGCGGUGGAAACAUUCCCGCAAACGCAAUGCCCGCUGGCGAAACAGAAGACGGCGAGCCCUUGUUCGUCGGUCGCGUCAACCACGAAGGGACAGUCACCAUCGGGAAGGUUCAGGCUUCCCACAAUGUUUGCUACAUCGCCUACGCCGGGGCGGAAAUUCCGUUCCCUGAAUACGAGAUCCUCGUUGGCCAAUAAACAACUAACUAACUCCAAAAAAAAAA